Morchella sextelata is the source of this 1227-nucleotide messenger RNA. RefSeq lists its product as uncharacterized. Lineage: Eukaryota; Fungi; Ascomycota; Pezizomycetes; Pezizales; Morchellaceae. Gene Ontology annotation, molecular function: histone binding; chromatin binding. Bases 1 to 1227 code for a protein of 408 amino acids. The transcript has 5 exons. Gene Ontology annotation, cellular component: nucleus; chromatin. The record is from RefSeq and is a predicted model, not a curated record. Gene Ontology annotation, biological process: nucleosome assembly.
AUGUCCGAACCCAUCAGGAAUAAGAAGCUCGACACCCUCGCUGGUGCUCCCACCCCCCAAAACACCCCUUCUGUCAAUGCCCCAAUCAACUCUCAUGCUGUUGAGCCAAAGGUUUCCACCAUCAAGGAAGAACAGUUUGACCGCGCCACCGCUGCUUCAAUCUUUGCUUCCGACCCCCGGUUGGUCUCGAUGAUUCAAGGAAAGCUUGGCUCGCUUGUCGGACGUUCUUCCGGCUAUAUUGAGUCUCUUCCGCCGGCUGUCCGCCGUCGUAUCGCUGGCUUGAAGGGUGUCCAAAAGGAGCACUCGAAAAUCGAGGCCGAUUUCCAGGAGGAGGUUUUGCAGCUCGAAAAGAAAUACUUUGCUAAAUUCACCCCUCUGUAUCAAAAGCGUGCUAAGAUCGUCAAUGGUACCCUUGAGCCUUCAGAAGACGAGGUCAAGGCCGGAAAAGCAGAUGAUGAGGAGGAGGAUGAUGAAGAGAAGGAGGAGGAUGUUAAAACCGAAGACAAGAAGGAUGCAGAGGACCUUAAGGGUGUUCCAGAGUUCUGGCUGUCUGCCAUGAAGAACCACCUCUCGCUCGCCGAGACCAUCACCGAUAGGGACGAGGCUGCCCUUAAGCAUCUCACCGAUAUCCGCAUGACCUACCUUGACCGUCCCGGCUUCAAGCUUAUCUUCGAAUUUGCCGAAAACGACUUUUUCACCAACAAGGAGAUCACAAAGACCUAUUAUUACCAGGAGGAGAGUGGUUACGGUGGUGACUUCAUCUACGACCACGCAGAAGGUGAUAAAAUCAACUGGAAAGAAGGCAAAGAUCUUACUGUCAGAGUUGAGAGCAAAAAGCAGCGCAAUAAGAACACCAAGCAGACCCGUGUUGUAAAGAGGACUGUUCCCACUGAAAGUUUCUUCAACUUCUUCUCUCCUCCAGAGGCCACCGGUGGCGACGAAGAGGACGAUGAAGCUUCCACUGAACUUGAAGAGAGGCUCGAGCUCGACUACCACCUCGGUGAGGACAUCAAAGAGAAGCUUAUCCCCCGUGCCGUUGACUGGUACACUGGUGAAGCUCUUCAGUUCGAGGAACUGGAGGAUGACAUGGACAACGAAGAGUUCGAUGAUGAUGAGGAUGAUGACGAUGAGCUCAGCGAGGACAAGGAUGACGAUGAUGAAGAGUCCGAAGAUGACGAUGAUGGUACAAAGCCUAAGCAGGAGGCUGCCGACUGCAAGCAAAGCUAA